Arabidopsis lyrata subsp. lyrata is the source of this 1771-nucleotide messenger RNA. RefSeq names its product peptidyl-prolyl cis-trans isomerase PASTICCINO1. Bases 548 to 883 code for a protein of 111 amino acids. The transcript is spliced from 7 exons. The record is from RefSeq and is a predicted model, not a curated record. Lineage: Eukaryota; Viridiplantae; Streptophyta; Magnoliopsida; Brassicales; Brassicaceae.
AUUUGUUUUUAAUUAUUGUGAAGCGGAAAUUAAAUAUGGAUCUCUCGGUGUUCUUCUACUAAUCUAAUCUUUAGCUUUGGUUCAAUCCAUCUCGCAAUUGUUAUUGUUGUGAUUUUUGGUUUCCGAUUUUGUCAAAUUUGUAUCCUGGGUUCUGACAAUUAGGUUUUAUUUGCUGCUCUGGUGUUUCCGGAGAAAUUCUCCCCUGGAAAAGUUAUUCACGGCGUCCUUUUAUCAGAUGGUUCUCAAUUUCGUACCGAUGCAAUGGUUAAUUUGAUUUGAUUUAAGUCUUUCUACUAUUCCUGGGAUUUUGUGAGCUCGAAACUUUUAUGUCCAUUAAUUUUGCUAAUCCAAUUUCAGGUCUAUUUGCAUUAAUAUUGUUGCUAGCUUUUUUUCGGAAUCUGUGCAAAAAUCGGCAUUCUUGUAAGUGUAGUUACCAUUUUCUGAUUCAUGUCUCACGAUAUCUUGUACAUGACUGGCACUGGAAUAGUACAUUUGUAUUUAUAUCACUGCAGUGUACAGACACUGGAUGGUGAAGUAGUGGAAGCUUAUGAGGUCAGAAUGUGGAGGGAGAGAUUUACCGAUAAGACAUGUCUUGAGAAAGAGCAAAAUGAUCCUUGGAUUGCUCGAAGGAAUUCCCACGAUGUACAAGGCUGAAAAUUGCAAUGAAAGUGAUUGUCCAGUCUUUGCGCCAGGCAAUUUUCCAAAAGAUGAUGAGUUUCGUUUUGAGAUUGCUUUGAUGGAUUUCCCAAAAGCCAAGAUUGCAAAUGAUGAUUUGGGGGUCAUCAAGAAGGUGGUUUGGAAUACAGCUGAACCCUCCAUUUAUGAGCAUAGAUCUCAAGUGGGCCAUAAUUGCAGAGAGAUUGGGCUUCAUGCUGGUGAUUAGAGAUCUCUUGUGGAUCCCUUUCACUUAAGCAUUCAGGCAUAUAAAGGUGAGCUUGAACACAAACAGGACAUACUUCAAUUUUUCUUAUUGACAGUAUCUUCUUGGCAAGUAAGAGUCAUACUUGGAAACAAUAUAGGUAUUGAAUGCUUGAUCACUCUGUGAUUGAAUUGUCUUCUUUCUGGUACAUGGCUGGUGGCUUUUGCACAACAAAGUAGGGCUAACAGUUCCUGCUAUUGUUGCCAAUUGCCUUGUGUUCUUGAUAGGGUAAGUUUUGAGUGAUGGGUUUUUCGAGAGGCUAACAAACAAAACCAUAUCCUUUGAGAAGAACCCAAAAACACAUAUAUUUACCCCUCCAGUGGUCGUUGGUGGGAAAGUAAUACCAGUAUGAUCUUUUUCUCCUUCACUAGUUUCUUGCUUGGUUACACCGCCUCUAUCUUUGAUUGUUCAUCAUCUUUGGGAAUGGCGAAGUGAAUUCCGCAAUGAUACAAUUUCAGUAACUUACACAUGGGAAUUACAAGGCACUGUGAUUACCUUGGCGACUUGAUGCUCUCUCUCUCUCUCUUUCUGUUUCGCCGGGGCAAUAAGUUCUCCAGUUCCAUAUUUGAUAUUUCUACCCGUUAUACCUCCUGAUAUUGUUGAUAUGGAGAGAACGAAGAGACGAGGUUCGAUGUGCAGAGACUUGCUUGGAGGAUACUUCCUUAAGUCUAGUAAAGUAGUAAGUAUUAACUGUCCAAAGUCCUGGAUCCUUCGAGUUUCAUCCUCUUAUGUUAUUUUUCAUAUUCUUGUCUCAAUGUGACAUGAGAAGAUUCCAGUUUGGCCUUUUAGCAAUGUUUAGAUUGAGAUACUUGGAGAGUACGUUUAAGAAUUAUACUUCUAUUCUUCUUAUUA